AGUAAGCUCUGUUCUGAACAGAGAUGUUAAGCAAUUCGGGAAGAAGUACAUGUUUGACUCGAAUGAAGAAGCGUGCUGGAACUCUGACCAGGUAACUACAAUUACAUGAUAAGCGCGCAUGCCCUCAAGAGGGACAGUAUUGGUGCAUGUGCGGCAACAACAAUGAUGACCCCGUGGGUCCCAAUUAUUAGACUGAGUGCCAGUCUGUUUCUGCUCUCUUGCCAACUGCUUAUGGAAUUUUUAAUGACAAUGUUUUGCUUCACAAUAACAAUGGAGUAGGCGAAAUAACAACUAACACUCACACUUGACAUUUUUCCCUCUCACUAUAUUUGACUUUGUUGAUAGAACUUUGAGGGAAAAUGUACUUACUAUGACUGUGAUAUGUGGUUGUCCCACCUAGCUAUCUUAAGAUGAAUGCACUAACUAUACUGAGUGUAUAAAACAUUAAGAACACCUUCCUAAUAUUGAGUUGCACUUUUGCCCUCAGAACAGCCUCAAUUCGUCGGGGAAUGGACAAGGUGUCGAAAGCAUUACACGGAUGCUGGCCCAUAUUUACUCCAAUGCUUCCCACAGUUGUCAGGUUGGCUGGAUAUCCUUUGGGUGGUGGACCAUUCUUGAUACACACAGGAAACUGUUGAGCGUGAAAAACCCAGCAGCGUUGUAGUUCUGGACACAAACCGGUGCGCCUGGCACCUACUACCAUACCCCGCUCAAAGGCACUUAAAUCUUUUGUCUCUGAAUGGCACACAUACACAAUCCAUGUCUCAAUUGUGUCAAGACAUUAUUUAACCUGUCUCCUCCCCUUCAUCUACACAGAUUUGAAGUGGAUUUAACAGGUGCCUUUCCAAAUCAUGUCCAAUCAAUUGAAUUUACCACAGGUGGAUUCCAAUCAAGUUGUAGAAACAUCUCAAGGAUGAUCAAUGGAAUUACUUAUUUGCAUAAGCACCUAUGUUAACGUUUUACAGGGCGAUUCUCAGUGGGUUACUCUGGAAUUCCCACAGCCUGUCAGAGUGUCAGAAUUAAAGGUGCAGUUCCAAGGUGGCUUUUCAGGGAAAACGUGCAAAUUGGAAGGUAAUAUAUACACACACACAAACACAACUCCUUUGGUCAGUGUACCACCAUGAAGUAUAAUACACACAUGUGAAAUAGGACAAAUGUAAGAACUCACCAAAUUAUUUAUUAUUAAGUUGUGGUUUUCAAUGAUUCAUUGUCAUCCUAUGCUAUAACACGUGAUAUGUUUAAAAAGAGACAGACUGUCAAUGUCAACGAUCCUGAAAAGGCUUCCACUUGUGUUCCCCUCAGGAUGCCCAAAAGAUGGAGAUUUGGCUAAAAUCAUAGAUUUUUACCCAGAAGACAGCAGCUCACUACAAAUAUCCUUCAAUGUAUUAUUAAAUGUCUCUAAAAUCAUACCAGUUCAAAUUAGUUGUAGUAAUCCUUGUUCGAGCCAGAAUGGCUUUGUACAUCAAACGUGAGGCAGCUUGAUGUAGAACUACACCGCCUGGACAGGACACUAGUCUUAGUUGCUUAAAUUAGUUGUAGUAUUACAGAAAAGUUAUGCCUGGAACUGAAUACUGUAAUACAGAAAUUUUGAUUUUAAUGCAUAGUAGCUACAUAGCAGCUUUCAAUUAAUAUUGUUCUGUGCAGUUCUGUUUCAUUAAUCCUCAGCUUAUCUGGUUCUUAACUCCACACCCACAGCUUUCCCAUUCAGGAGGCCCCCACGGUGCACAGGCUAAAAAUUGUGUUUGAGAACAGUGCCGACUUCUUUGGGCGAAUAAUUGUUUACUCCUUGGACAUCCUGGGGGAAAGAGCUUUG
This is a messenger RNA of Coregonus sp. 'balchen', 1813 nucleotides long. The record is from the annotation of a GenBank genome assembly. Lineage: Eukaryota; Metazoa; Chordata; Actinopteri; Salmoniformes; Salmonidae.